This is a messenger RNA of Funneliformis caledonium, 569 nucleotides long. The record is from the annotation of a GenBank genome assembly. Lineage: Eukaryota; Fungi; Glomeromycota; Glomeromycetes; Glomerales; Glomeraceae.
CUUCAAAUACUGGAAGAAUACGUGUUUCUUCUAGAAUUUCUGCAAUAAAACAACCACCUGUUCUCGUAAAAAUUUUUCAACAAUUCAAUUACCAUAAUCAUCCGUUUCUCAAUAAAAAUGCUUCAAAUUUAUUACUACAGCAAACGGUUUCUCAUAAAAAUUCUUUUGAUUCAUCAUUGCAGCCAUCUGUUUCUCAUAAAAAUUCUUCAGAUUCAUCAUUACAGCUACCUGUUUCUUAUAAAAUUCUUCAACAACUCUAUCACUGCAGCUAUCAACAAUUAAAGAUUUGUUUAAGGACUGAUUCUCUUCGAAAUUAUGAAAAGAGAAAUAUGGAAAUCAUAUCUUAUUCUAAUCUGAACGUAUAUCAAUAUGAACAGAAUUGUGAUUACAAUAUUAAUAUAGAAGACAAUAAUGAUAAAUAUUCUUUGAAUUUAUAUGUACAACUUCAAUCUAGAAAUGAGAAUAAUGAUUUUGACAGUUCUAAAAAUAAAAUUGAAUACAAUAAGCAACAAUACAUCUUACAGGAUCAUUUAGUUUCUAAUACAAAGACUUUAAGAAAAUGCAAUUGA